AUGGAGACUUCGGAUACUUCUGCAGCCGAUUACAAGACGUCGUCAGGGUUUCGAAAGCUGCGCGAGGGGCUUUUGAUUCAACCGUUCAAAAACGGUCGAGACAAUGUCCCGGCUGAAGUUGAUGCUGUUCCAGGUUUAUUCAUCGGAUCGUACGGGGCUGCCACCAACUUGGCAGCUCUGGUGAAAGCAGGGAUCACACACGUCCUCUGCGUGUCACCUUCACUAUCACUGCAAUUUCCAGAAACGUUUACGUACCUGCAGCUGAAAGUAGCUGAUCAAACGUCAGUCAGUAUCGCUGCAUUCUUUGAUAAAGCUUUCGCCUUCAUCGACAGUGCGUUGUCUCUUGGAGGAAAGGUGCUCGUGCACUGCUUCAUGGGACGUUCCAGGUCUGCAACGAUCAUUCUUGCGUACUUGAUCACGCGUCACGGCAUGACGCUUUCUGAUGCACUUGGUGAAGUGCGUCGAGCACGACCUCAGGCACAACCAAACACUGGGUUCCACCGUGAAUUGAUCGCACUUGAAGCAAAGCAGAAGCAGAUUCGUGAACAAGGACGAGCUUAA
Molecule: messenger RNA, 561 nt
Organism: Peronospora matthiolae
Lineage: Eukaryota; Oomycota; Peronosporomycetes; Peronosporales; Peronosporaceae
Source: the annotation of a GenBank genome assembly